This is a messenger RNA of Staurois parvus, 922 nucleotides long. NCBI's taxonomy places the organism in Eukaryota, Metazoa, Chordata, Amphibia, Anura, Ranidae. The record is from the annotation of a GenBank genome assembly.
GCGGAGGGAGGGGUGCAAAGUACGGAAUACAGGACCUUCAUGCAGCAACCAUCUGGAAACAUGGAUGACAGCGGAUUCUUCUCUAUUCAGGUUAUAAAAAAAUGAAAAAAUAUAAAAAAUUAGAAUUGAUCCUGUUCAACAGUCCAAAUAUCAGACCCCCUCGGCAUCGACCCCAUAAAAAAAACGAGCCCCCCCACCCCCAAUUAUAAAAAACACUGGUUUACUGUACGGAAAACUAGGCAAACAGUGGUUUAACUUGAAUUCCUUGUUGACGGCUCCGGAACUCAUAUCAGACACGUACCUUGCACUAUUCUUGGCUCAGCUCCAACAGGAAGGUUACUCCAUUUUUGUAGUGAAGGGGGACCUUCCAGAUUGUGAGGCAGACCAGCUCCUGCAGAUGAUUCAAGUUCAGCAGAUGCAGCGGCCGAGGCUCAUUGGAGAGGACCUGGCUGUCCGAAACCAAAGAGUGCAGAGAAGUGAUGAAGGGACCAGGUUGUACGAUGGCUCCACCACCAUGAUGGAUGAGGAUGAAGAGAACCUACAGAAGGCCCUUGCUUUAAGCAGACAACAGAUAGACAUGGAAGACGAGGAAGCGGAUCUCCGCAGGGCCAUCCAGCUCAGUAUGCACGGAGGACCUCGCCAGAACGUCACGGAAUUGGCUUCCUCUAGCCAGCCGCAGACGUCGGAGAUCUGCAGACAGGAAUCACUGACACAAGAGGAGCUUCGUCAGAGGAGACAGAUGUACUUUGAGAAGCAGCAACAGUCAAAGCCGGAACUCCAAGAAUCUGCAGAGAGAAACUCCACAACCGACUCCACAAACACUAACCAAGACCCCGCAAUGAAUGAUGAAGCCAUGCUCCGAGCCGCCAUGAAAAUGUCCUUGGAUACAGGUGGGACAGGGCCGAGUCCCCAGGAAAAAUGA